Eucalyptus grandis is the source of this 1533-nucleotide messenger RNA. Its product is annotated as cytochrome P450 714C2. NCBI's taxonomy places the organism in Eukaryota, Viridiplantae, Streptophyta, Magnoliopsida, Myrtales, Myrtaceae. Gene Ontology annotation, molecular function: monooxygenase activity; oxidoreductase activity, acting on paired donors, with incorporation or reduction of molecular oxygen; iron ion binding. The record is from RefSeq and is a predicted model, not a curated record. Bases 1 to 1533 code for a protein of 510 amino acids. The transcript is spliced from 6 exons.
AUGGAGCUGCAAGUGUUGAAGCUCGUCUUCACAGCCUUCACGGUCGUGUUCCUCGGCGCUGUGAUUCGGGUUCUCGACAUCAUGAUAUGGAGGCCACAGAGGCUACGAUCGAAGCUCCGGGAACAAGGCGUCCGAGGUCCUCCGGGUUCUUUCCUCAUUGGGAACCUCCGUGACAUAAAGAUAAAGAUGCUUCGAUCGCAUUCCGCCACACCCUCGAAACCACCAUCACAAGAAGAUGAGCAAGCCUUAACGCACGACUGCUCCUCCGAGCUCUUCCCAUCCCUAGAUUGCUGGAGACAAAAAUACGGGAGUGUGUUCAUGUUCUCGGUGGGGAACAUACAGAUUCUGUACGUGUACGAUGUGGAGGCAGUGAGGGAGAUGAGCACGUGCACCUCGCUGGACUUUGGCAAGUCUUCUCUCCAGCUGAAGGUGACGGGUCCUUUGAUUGGCCAAGGCAUUUCGAGCUCCAAUGGUGCCCAUUGGGCUCACCAGAGAAAGAUUCUUGCUCCAGAGUUAUACGUCGACAAAGUUAAGGGCAUGAUAAAAUUGAUGGUGGAGUCUUCAAUCACUUUGGUGAAUUCAUGGAGUGAAAAGAUUGAGAAGGAAGGAGGAGUUGCUGAGAUCGAGGUUGACAGCCACUUGAGGAGCUUUUCUGGGGAUGUGAUCGCAAAGGUAAAUUUGGGAAGAGAUCUCGAAGAAGAGAUCUCCAAGACAGCCUUCUUCUUUGCAAUCCCUGGGUUUAGAUACUUGCCAACCAAGAGCAAUAGGGAAAUAUGGAAGCUGGAGAGGGAGAUUCGGUCCAUAAUCCUAAAGGUGGCGAAGGAACGAAAGAAGACAGCCCCAGAGAACGACCUGCUUCAGAUGAUACUGGAAGGUGCUGAGAAAAGCGGCAAGCUGGGACGUGGCGACCUGAUGGACCGUUUCAUCGUGGACAACUGCAAGAUCUUCUACUUGGCCGGCUACCAGACGACUGCCGUCGCAGCCUCGUGGACGCUGAUGCUAUUGGCCUCGAACCCGGAAUGGCAAGCCAAAGUACGCGAGGAGGUCGUGCAAGUGUUGCGUGGCGGCCAAUUUCCUGAUGCUGAUGCCCUUCGGAAGAUGAAAACGUUGACGAUGGUGAUUUAUGAGACACUACGUCUUUACCCACCUGUGGCCCUUUUUGCAAGAGAGACGCUUGAAGACAUGAAGUUUAGGAACAUCCAAGUCCCAAAAGGUGUCAACAUUUGGAUCCUCACCGUGACCCUCCACCAAGACCCUGAGAUCUGGGGGCCCGACGCUGGCCGCUUCAACCCAGAGCGGUUCGCCAAUGGUGUCCCCAAAGCGUGUAAGCUCCCGCACACGUACUUGCCCUUUGGGGCCGGGCCUCGCUCGUGUCUAGGGCAGAACUUUGCGAUGAUGCAGCUGAAAGUCCUCCUUUCGCUCAUAAUUUCCAACUUCUCCUUAGAAAUCUCGCCCGAGUACAGACACUCUCCGGCUCUUACUUUGGUCAUAGAGCCUGAAUUUGGAGUGGAUCUUAUUGUACGGAGACUCUGA